Messenger RNA from Zasmidium cellare ATCC 36951, 2628 nucleotides. RefSeq lists its product as uncharacterized. The transcript is spliced from 2 exons. Bases 1 to 2628 code for a protein of 875 amino acids. Gene Ontology annotation, molecular function: protein binding; DNA binding; histone H4K20 methyltransferase activity. NCBI's taxonomy places the organism in Eukaryota, Fungi, Ascomycota, Dothideomycetes, Mycosphaerellales, Mycosphaerellaceae. The record is from RefSeq and is a predicted model, not a curated record. Gene Ontology annotation, cellular component: nucleus.
AUGCCCCAAGCCGCCGACCUCGAGGAGGCGUUGAACAAGAAGGGCGGCCUUACACUUUCGCAACUCGCGAACUACGACGACAUAAUAACAGACGCACUCGUCGACCGGGUCUAUUUCUGGUCGAUCAUCCGUAAGCUGAAAGGCAAUUACCACGCAUGCCGCGGCGUUCAAGAAGAGGAGGUCGUCAAGAUUCUACAAACGCAUGUCAUUAUCGACAAAGAUCCGGCCACCGGCCUAGAGAAGCUUUUGCAAUUGCCAGGCUUGAAAAAGUAUCACAGGAGUCUCAAGACCGAAGAUGAGAAGGAGCAUUUUGUGCGCCAUCUGCGCAAGUACAUCAACACAUACCACCCGGACUGUCCAUUUGAAGUCAGUACCACGAAUCGCUAUACCAUUGCAACGGCAGAGGCCUGCGUGGUAGCGAGGAAGCAUAUUCGCAAGGGCGAAUCGAUCAAGCACCUCUCAGGCAUCCAGGUGGAGUUGUCUGAAGACGAAGAGAAGGAAUUGAAUCAAGGCACAGACUUCAGUAUAGUCAUCUCCAGUCGGCGAAAGCGACCAUCGCUAUUCCUUGGCCCAGCACGUUUUGCCAACCACGACUGCAAAUCAAAUGCAAGUCUCAACACGACAGGACCUCACGGAAUCCACAUUGUUGCACGCAAGGACAUUGAGAUUGGAGAGGAGAUUACCGUCAACUACGGCGAGGACUAUUUUGGUGAAGACAACAGAGAGUGUCUAUGCCGCACGUGCGAGAGCAUGCUUCGAAACGGAUGGGAUCCGCUGGGCCCAAUCCUGCCAGAAGACAGCAGUGAUGAAGAAUCGGAGGAGGAGGAUGAGGCAAAGCCCACUCCUAAGAGAAAGCCCGAACCAAGUCCGCCAAAGAAGAGAAAGCGACUGGACGAUGAGACCGAAGAGGUUGGCGCAUCGAAGCGACCAGUUGGACGUCCACGAAAGAUUGCCAGAGAGGAAGAGCCAAAGCGUAAGAAGAACAAGGCCCUUGCAGCGACCAUUGGUCUCGAAGACGACGAAGAAGAUGAAGAUUACGCAAGAUUUGAUUCCAGAGCAAAGGCUGCACUUGCACCCGCGAAGAAGAGCACAAAGUCAGCGAACGGCGAAUUGGCGAACCUCAAGUUCUACCCUCAAAUGACUCGUGAGCAACGCAUCGACCCCAUCCUCGACAAGAUCGUACGAAUUCUGGGCCGUGUUGCAGACCGCGAGGCUCGCAACAGGACGUUCUUCGAUCCAUCAGUAUCAUCCGGAUCCAACGCACCCACGCCGAAGACGAUAUCUGAACCAGACAGAGACGGUGAUAUUGACAUGACGGAUACCGAGGAAGAUCUUGAGCAUCUGAGCAACGGCCGUACCACCGUGCGUGGCGCACGCGGACGAUUCACCAGCGCAUCAAAGCGACCCAGCUUCAGCGAGCGCGGAAACGACAGCUCCGACUCAAUUCGAGAUCAGGAUGCUUCGGCCUCACAAGACCAGUCUGGUCCAUCUGACAGCACCAAGUCGAGACUGCAUCCCGUGAAGAAAGAACGAAGCUUUUCAAGCCUACGCAAUGUUGUCAAUGCGAACGAUGAGACGAAUGUCUACAGCAUCCAGGCAUCGCCUGCUCCACAAGCUGGACCGUCAACAAAGCGCAAGCGUGAUGUCAACGACGCUGGUGAUGAGGACGACAGCACCCAGCAAUCAUCAGCAGCAGAAGUCGAGCGACCAGCGAAGCGCGGGCGCGGCAGACCACCUAAGCACCCAAAGCAGCCGGAGGAAGUCGUGGACAACACCACUACAGACCCGAGCUCGCCAUCGUCAAACGGCAAUGAGAGUUCUUCUGGCCUCUCAAACGCUUCCAGCGCAACGUCGUUAGACACUUUCAGCGGUGGCAACAUUGCACAAGGCAUUUGCGACAUGCUUACCAGCGGCCCUGAUUCCGAGCUGCGCCAGUCAGCCGCCAUCAAAGAAGAGGUCAAGGUGACGAAGACGCGUACAACCAUGACCCGAUCGAAGAGCCAGGUGCGAACCACCACCACGCAGGAGACUGUCGAGGCCGCGCUUCUUUCUCCUGAAAAGGGUGAUCGAGGUCGAGAUGCGAUUCGCAAGAGCCCUCGCGGCGCACGUGUCGAUCGAUCCCAGCCUGCUGUCACCAGCAUCGAGAAGACCGAAUCCGAAGAGGACGGUGACGAAAUCAGACGUGGAGAACCACGCACCCCAGGCGACUACCAUCUCUGCGAGGCGCUACUGGUCACUCAAUACCACAGAUGGGUGGAAUGCAGAAACUGCGAUGAGCACUUUGUCCAGCCAGAGGCAUACCAGACGCGCAUUGCAUGCCCACGAUGCGAGCGGCACAGCAAGCUGUAUGGAUAUUACUGGCCAAAGACGGACAAGGAAGGCAAGCAUGACAAAGAGGAGCGCAUCCUCGAUCAUCGCCUGAUCCACCGCUUCAUCGACCCAGAAGAAGAGCGCUUCGAGCGCAAGGGCAAGAAGGCACUCGCAGAGGUGCUUCGCGAGAAAGAGGAGAAGGAGAUGAGUGAGCAGCGAGAGAGCGCAGAGAUGCCUGACCGGGUCGAGCGGUCAUUCCGGGUGUCCAAGAGGCGGAGCGAGAGCCGUCGCAAGAAGUCCGCGAGGACUACGAUAUGA